AUGCACUCUCAGCGAGCUCCACCACUUUCUUGCGAGCCAUUCUGUCUGAGUGACUAAUCAGGAAGUUGGCCCUCUGCUCGGUGGCCCGAGUAAUCGCUGCGGAGCGUUCCGAUGCUGCUUCGCAUCUGUCGCGUGCAACGCGCCCGAAUCGUCUGGAGAGGGACUCGUCCAAUCUGGUCAAAGGGCAUGAAUCACGCGGUUCGGGAAAACGCUGUGGUUUUUAUGACCAGAUCUUGAAUAUGCCGUAA
Haemonchus placei is the source of this 248-nucleotide messenger RNA. The record is from the annotation of a GenBank genome assembly. Lineage: Eukaryota; Metazoa; Nematoda; Chromadorea; Rhabditida; Trichostrongylidae.